UCAGUUGCACGCCCAAUUCCUUAUCAUCUUAUGCAUUGCCGCCACGAAUCAUCUUCGUUGACCAUACUUAGGUUACACAGAUUGGCUAACUGUGCUUAGUUCGGUUGGAUACUUGGAUAAGCUAGCCAUGAGCCCAUGAUGGAGGAAGACCUUGCCCACCUCAUCAGUCCAUCAGGCUCAUCUCAACAACCUAACCUUCCCGAUUUUACCUUCGUCAGUCCAUUGUUAGAAAUUGUCGCCCUCAUUGCUGACUCACAUACUAUCCUCUACGGUUUCCCACUUAUAUGAAAGCUCCUCCAUGCCCCUUGACGCAACUGCGGACCAGAUCUUCUGAAGCCGGCCACUUCUGCUGAAGAAGCCCAGGCCGCGCAUAAAGGGAAAAUCAAGUCACCCAAGAGAGAUUAGCAUUUCGACAGUGCUCGUUUACAUGAAAGCUCCGUGCCCAUUCACGCAACUGCGCCGAGAUUAGGACCAGGUCCCUCCACUGAACCGGCUCAAUUAUUCAGCUCAGAUGACCUCAUCGUAUUCCCAGCUUCGUAGCAACUGCGAUACUCUGAUUUGUUCUCUUAACUCGGGCGACAUCACCGGCUAAUCGUUCCAGCAGCUGCUAACAGCUACCGCCAUGUCGUCGUCUUCCUCCUUGUUCAAGCAGCUGAGCCUUACGGGGGCCGGGUCCCCCCUCUCCGGCCGCCACCUCCUCCUCAUCCUCCUCGGCGCAGGCUUCCUCGCGUUCACCGUCUUCGUCGUCCACCCCAACGAGUUCCGAAUCCAAUCCUUCUUCGCAGGCAGCUGCGGCCGCCCCAGCGUCCCCCAUGCCGCCGCUGCCGCGUCACUGGGCAAGGCUGCCGCCAGCGUCCCCCAUGCCGCCGCCACGGACGACGACGUGCGCGUCCUCAUCGGCAUCCAGACGCUGCCGGCCAAGUACGAGCGGCGGCACCUGCUGCGGACGGUGUACUCGCUCCAGGUCCGGGAGCACCCGUCCCUCGCGGCGUGGGUGGCGGCGUCGGACCUGGCCCGGCGCGAGCGGGACGGGCCCGAGGACAUGUGGACGGGGCGGUGGUUCAACCUCGCCGGCAAGGCCAGGAACCGGUACGACCAGGCGCCGCGGAUGUACAACUACAAGGGCGCCUCGCCGGACAGCUGCUUCCGGCACGGCUUCGUGCCGGACACCAUCGCCGUGCACAUGCUCAAGGACGGCGCGCGGUGGGCCGAGACGCUCGCCUACUUCAACGCCACGGCGGGGCUCCCCCGCUCCGGCCAGCUCUACCACCUGCCGCCGCCGGCGGGCAGGCCAUGAGAGAGCUGAGAGUUGAACCAAACCAUUGUUCCGUUCUUGACGUGUUGGCUCGGUCAAGGGGUGGUGGCGGUGGUUAGGCGAGAGGGAGGAUAAUCUACGUGUCCAUUUGGUGUUGCCGAAUUGCUGAUGGCAUAAUUGGAUUUGUUUGCAA
Messenger RNA from Panicum virgatum (switchgrass), 1448 nucleotides. RefSeq lists its product as uncharacterized. The transcript has a single exon. The record is from RefSeq and is a predicted model, not a curated record. NCBI's taxonomy places the organism in Eukaryota, Viridiplantae, Streptophyta, Magnoliopsida, Poales, Poaceae. The coding region runs from base 623 to 1297 and encodes 224 amino acids.